Kwoniella botswanensis is the source of this 1011-nucleotide messenger RNA. Its product is annotated as glucosamine-6-phosphate deaminase. Gene Ontology annotation, cellular component: cytoplasm. Gene Ontology annotation, biological process: D-glucosamine catabolic process; N-acetylneuraminate catabolic process; N-acetylglucosamine catabolic process. The coding region runs from base 1 to 1011 and encodes 336 amino acids. The record is from RefSeq and is a predicted model, not a curated record. Gene Ontology annotation, molecular function: identical protein binding; glucosamine-6-phosphate deaminase activity. The transcript has 7 exons. NCBI's taxonomy places the organism in Eukaryota, Fungi, Basidiomycota, Tremellomycetes, Tremellales, Cryptococcaceae.
AUGUAUCUCUCGAACCACCCCACUAAAGAAGAAGCCUCCAAGUACGUUGCAUCGCAAAUAAUCAACCGAAUCAACACUUUCAACCCCACUCAAAAUCGAAAAUUCGUAUUGUGUCUACCGACUGGAAGUACGCCUUUGCUCGUAUAUAAGGAAUUGGCUAGGAGAUGCGAAAAGGGUGAAAUCAGUUUUGAGCAUGUCAUCACUAUAAAUCUCGAUGAAUAUGUUGGAUUGAGUUCGGAUCAUCCGCAGAGUUAUUAUCAAUUCAUGGAAGAGAACUUUGAUAUCCCCUCAAACCAAUUCCACCUCUUACCUGGCCUACCCAUUCCACCCCACACAACCCCCCAAGAGUUCUGCGCAUCGUACGAGAGUCUGAUCACUGCCCUUGGGGGUAUACAGCUCCUGUUCAUGGGUAUAGGUGAGAAUGGUCAUAUAGCAUUUAACGAACCCUGUUCGAGCUUUAGGGGAAGAACGAGGGUCGUGAAGUUGAAUGAGGGGACCAGGAAAGUAAAUGCCAGGUUCUUCGAUGAUCCAAGUGAAGUACCCACCCACGCCCUUUCGAUGGGAAUCGGCACGAUUCUCGAUUCCCAGGAGAUAGUCGUCUUGGCAAUUGGCCACAAGAAGGCAGAGGCAGUAAGAAAGGCCAUGGAAGAUGGGGUAAACCACUUGUGCCCCGCUUCGGCAUUGCAAUUACAUGACAACGUCAUUCUCGUCACUGACGAAGAAGCUAGUCAAAAUCUGAGAAAGACGGUCAAAGAUUAUCUUACUUCCCAAAUCCCAUGCCAACGGUGUUCUAUGAUUUCAUCCAUUGGACGACCUGAUGUUAACAGAGAUUAUCAAACAUCUGGUAUUGAAGGUAGAGCGAUCAAUUCUGACCAAGAUACUGAUCCAAUGAAACAAGUCGAUAAUUCUGAUAUAACCUUACUUUCCCAAGGCAAGAUCAAAAUCGAUGAGAAGUUGGAUAAUAAAGGUAAUGAUGAUGAUCAAGGCGAUCAGGAUUGUAAUUCUCUCUGA